Dictyostelium discoideum AX4 is the source of this 513-nucleotide messenger RNA. RefSeq lists its product as hypothetical. Bases 1 to 513 code for a protein of 170 amino acids. NCBI's taxonomy places the organism in Eukaryota, Evosea, Eumycetozoa, Dictyosteliales, Dictyosteliaceae. The record is from RefSeq and is a predicted model, not a curated record. The transcript is spliced from 4 exons.
AUGUCAGCAACACAAAAACAAUCAGAUGUAGAUAUUGCUCUCACUUCAAAGAGAAUUAAUAUGGCUUUAGAUGAAUUUAUUAAAGAAAGCAAAAACGAAAAAAGAAAUAAUCAUGCCAAAAAUAGAAUAGGAAAAACUAACAACAGACCAAGAACCAAUACCCAUAACAACAACAACAAUAACAACAAUAACAACAACACCACUAAAAAAUUCAUUAGCUCACCAAGAGUUAAAAAGACUUUAUCAGUUUCACCAAUGAAAAACAAACUUGUUAGCCCAGAUAAAAUUAAAAUUCAAAUUCAAAACAACAAAGCUAAACCAUUACCAAAACCAAUUAGUAUUCGUCCAAAAAUAAGAGUUGCUACUCAACAAAGAUCCAUUAGAGCACCAACUAGAUCUGUUGCAACAAGACCAACCAGAACUGUUACUACCUCUUCAAACAACAAACCAACAAGAUUUGUUAAACAUUAUGAAAAAUCAAUCACUUUAAAUGAUAGAUUCAGCAAGAAAUAA